CACAACGUGGGCAUUUAACGCAUAACACACGGCUGACUUUCGGGUUAAAAAGCCUAUUGGUGUUACGCAGCCUCCGCGAGCCACCCUCAGUAGGCGGUACUGUGAAAUUGUCGAAGUCAGAUUUUGAACAGUUAUAUUGAACAACAUAGGUGUUUGCAUGGGGAGCGGAGAAAGGCUAGAGGAGAUCCAGCUGCAACAGACAUAUUUUUAACUGUCUCUUUAGUGGAGAUUGUUGGCUUCAUUUAAAGAGUUGGACCUGCUAAUGUAACUGGACCUGUGCCAUAGCGAAGCAAUACGGAUAUCUAAUGUUGCUUUAGUUUCUGAAUUCGUGGUUUUGCAUAGUUAUGCCGCGAGCUUGUGCUGUGAGGUUAUCUCCUAUAACCAUUUAAGACCAUACGACGCUUGUUGAUCAUAUAUCAUAUGUUCAAUUAGCAAAUCUCUCAGUCCAGUGUUGAAUAAUCAUUAGCACUGGGCAUUUCGUGGGAUGGGACUUAACAAACUCUGAAGGAGUGGCUGAGAGAUAGGAAGAGGAAAGAAGACCAAAACUAAGAGGAAAGGAAAGAAAAACAUGCAGCACAGUUCUUCAGACCAGUCAGCCACGGUGGAUGAACUUGUUGAUGCAUGCAUCCAAGCAUUUGAUGAGAAGGGCACUCUGAAAGAACCUUCCUUGGUGCGCAUGUUCCUAAUGAUGCACCCAUGGUACCUUCCCUCCACCGAAAUGGCAAAGAAACUGUUGUUGAAGUCACAGGAGGAGAACUGCACUGCUGAGCUCAGAACAAAAAUAUGCCAUCUUGUGAAGUACUGGAUUUCAGAGUUCCCAGCAGAGUUCAAUCUGAACCCAGCGCUGGCGGACCAGAUCAAAGACCUGAAGGACCUCUUGACCACUGAGGGGAAUGAGCGCCAAAGUCGGCUCAUAGACAUUGACAGUGUGCCAUCGUACAAGUGGAAGCGUCAGGUGACCCAGCGUGUGCCCUCCAUGUCCAAGAAGAGGAAGAUGUCUCUGCUUUUUGACCACCUAGACUCAUCAGAAUUGGCUGAACACCUCACCUACCUGGAGUACAAAUCUUUCUGCAAGAUUCUAUUCCAGGACUACCACAGCUUUGUGAUGCACGGCUGCACUGUGGAUAACCCCAUCCUGGAGCGCUUCAUCACCCUCUUCAACAGUGUGUCACAGUGGAUUCAACUUAUGGUCCUCACCAAGCCCACUGCUCCGCAAAGAGCUGCCGUCAUCUCGCACUUCAUCCGGGUGGCCCAGAAACUUCUUCAGCAGCAGAACUUUAACACACUGAUGGCUGUGGUAGGGGGUCUUAGUAACAGCUCUAUCUCUCGUCUCAAAGAAACCCAGACACACAUCAGUUCAGAAACAAACAAGGUGUUCAAUAGUUUGAUUGAACUAGUGACGUCGUGCGGCAACUACAGCCAGUACCGCAAGCGUUUCUCAGAGUGCACAGGCUUCCGUUUCCCUAUACUGGGAGUGCACCUCAAAGACCUGAUUGCUGUGCACGUGGCACUGGCUGACUGGGUUGACCCAGAGAAAACCCGGGUUAAUUUAGUCAAGACACAGCAGUUGUAUGCUAUCCUACAGGAUCUGGCAAUGGUCCAAACCAUGCCACCUAACACAGAUGCUAACACUGACCUGCUUAACCUCCUCACGGUAUCACUGGACCAGUACCACACAGAAGAGGAGAUCUACCAGCUUUCUUUGCAGAGAGAACCUCGCAGUUCCAAGCCAGCGCAGAACUCCAGCCCUGCCACUGCUCCCGCCCCUAAGCCCUCCAUGAUUGAUGAGUGGGCAGCAUCGGUGAAGCCCAAAGCUGAUCCAGCAGUCAUCAACAAACACAUUGAGAAGAUGGUGGACUCAGUCUUCAAGAACUUUGAUACAGAUGGAGAUGGCCACAUCUCCAGAGAAGAGUUUGAGAUAAUCAGGAACAACUUCCCAUACCUCAGCAAGUUUGGAGAACUGGACAAGAACCAGGAUGGGAAGAUCAGUCGAGAAGAGAUGAUUGACUAUUUCAUGAAGGCCAGCUCCUUGCUCAACUGUAAGAUGGGGUUCAUACACACCUUCAAUGAGACCACGUAUGUCAAGCCCACCUUCUGCGAGCACUGUGCUGGCUUUAUUUGGGGUUUCUACAAACAAGGCUAUAAGUGCAAAGCGUGCGGAGUGAACUGUCAUAAGGCGUGUCGUGGUCGCCUGGCAGUGGAAUGUCGCAAGCGGACCAAAAGCAUCAGCCAUGAGACACCACCAACUCUCCAGGCUCGCUCUUACAGCUUCCCCCCUCCUGCCAACACCCCUCCAAAUCUACAAAACACAGUAAUUACAGAGGAGGACCUAGAGUCAGUCGAGGAGGGUGUCUUUGACAUUCAUCUAUAACUAGAUCGUCUCUUCCAAUUUUAGCCAAUCACACUAACGUGUCUAUGUGGACUUCAACAGCCUGCCAUAAUAACGGACAUUGUCUCCUUCAGAUCACGAGCAAUGUCGUCUGGUAACAUGUAGGUGAAAUAUUGCUUGUUAAUCUUAUUAAACCGAUUAUCAUACAUGAUUGAAUAUUUUUGAGAAUGGCAGGAUCCAUGUUUAGUCAUUUUAAGUGUUUCCUAGUCUAACCUUUAGCAAGCUAUCUGUGAUCGGCUAAAAUUGGAAGAGACAUCUGAUAGGCUGCAGAGGAUAUCUUUUAGAAAAAAUGCAUUUGUGAAUCUAGGCAUGUCAGGAAAGUUUCUAAAAUCAACACACAAAUGCAGGGAUUUGUAACUCAUGUUUGUCCGAUUUGUAACUUGUGUUCUCCGAUUUGUAACUCAUGUUCGUCAGGUUGCAAACAAAUAAUGGUGUCAUUUAUUUGUGGAUCGCGUUACAGUGUGAAUCGCGUUAGGGAGUCAGGUGGCUGAGCGGUGAGGGAAUUGGGCUAGUAAUCAGAAGGUUACCAGUUCGAUUCCCGGCUGUGCCAAAUGACGUUGUGUCCUUGGGCAAGGCACUUCACCCUACUUGCCUUGGGGGUAAUGUCCCUGUACUUACUGUAAGUCGCUCUGGAUAAGAGCGUCUGCUAAAUGACUAAAUGUAUUGUAAAUGUACAUUUGUGAAUCACAAAAUACAUUUGUGAAUCGCGUUACAUUUAUUUGUGAAUCGUGUUACUUUGUUUGUGAAUUAUUAAACUAAUCUAACUCCAUAACAUACUGUCAUCUAGUGGACAAAACUGCAAUUACAAAUUAAAGCACUCCCCGCAAAAUUAACCAACACACUGAAUGUCAGAUUGUCCAGUUGUUUGGUUGGUAAUUCUAUAUUUUGAUCCUGCUUUGUGGUGUAUAUUACCUGCUGAAUAUAUGAUUGCUUGAACACUGAAUUUAGAAAAAAUCUAUGAAAUUGUAUUUUAGAAUGGUUAUUGGGAUUGUGAGUCUAUUUUUAUUUCAAUAAGUCAUAUUUUGAUAACAUGUUGCUGUAUACAAUUUGCCUUGUAUGUUUUAAAUUCUAUGUUAAAAACGAAAGAGGUGCUGUUACUUCCACGAGUGUAUACUUGUCACACUCAAGUUAACUAAUAUGCAUUGUCAGUUUGAAUGUUAUUUGAAUACUAUUGUAUUUCUUUCAUGUUUAACUGAAUAUCAAUUACUGUCCUAUGGUGAUAACUUUGGUGUGUAAAGUAUAAGACUAUGAAUGACGUCUCAGAGAACUGAUAUUUUUAUCCUCUUGCAGUACUUUAAAUGCAGUGGAAACAGUACAAUCGUCCUGAGAAAUCAAAUCUAUUUUAAUGAAAGUCUUAUUAAAAGUAUUGUUUACGCAUGCUUCUUGCUAAGUGGUUAUCUCUGAUGUUGAUAUUUAUUUAUGUAGCACGCAUAUUUAUAUUUUUAAAUGGAAGCAGAGUUUUGAAAGUGAAGUUGAUUAAAAGGAACAGAGGUUUGGGCACACAGUAAUGAAAAAUUGGUUUGAGUCAAAAAGUGUUUAUGAAACAUUUGGUUGAGUUAUUGACUAAAUAACUGAAAAACUGAAUACAUUUUCUUAUAUAUAGCCUACUUGAGAAGUGUAAAAAACUCAAAUUAUCUACAAACAAAAAUGAUCUAAAAACUGUUAACUGUCUCUAGUCUGUUUUCACAGUGUUAAAUCUACAAUGCAUCACUCAUAUUUGUUUUAAUAAGAAUUUUCAACAUGGCUCUGA
This is a messenger RNA of Hypomesus transpacificus, 4139 nucleotides long. RefSeq names its product RAS guanyl-releasing protein 2-like. The transcript is spliced from 17 exons. The coding region runs from base 569 to 2371 and encodes 600 amino acids. Gene Ontology annotation, molecular function: guanyl-nucleotide exchange factor activity; calcium ion binding. Lineage: Eukaryota; Metazoa; Chordata; Actinopteri; Osmeriformes; Osmeridae. Gene Ontology annotation, biological process: Ras protein signal transduction; positive regulation of GTPase activity. Gene Ontology annotation, cellular component: plasma membrane. The record is from RefSeq and is a predicted model, not a curated record.